This is a messenger RNA of Coregonus clupeaformis (lake whitefish), 2389 nucleotides long. RefSeq names its product dorsal root ganglia homeobox (gene drgx). Lineage: Eukaryota; Metazoa; Chordata; Actinopteri; Salmoniformes; Salmonidae. Gene Ontology annotation, biological process: regulation of transcription by RNA polymerase II. Bases 342 to 1298 code for a protein of 318 amino acids. The record is from RefSeq and is a predicted model, not a curated record. Gene Ontology annotation, molecular function: RNA polymerase II transcription regulatory region sequence-specific DNA binding; DNA-binding transcription factor activity, RNA polymerase II-specific. The transcript is spliced from 7 exons.
GCCUCAACUCGCUGUAGACAUCUGGACACUCCCAGAGAGAGAAAGGCAGAGAAGAUAAACUCCGAUAGGGAUGCUGUGGGGGAAAGAGGGGAGUGAGUAAGAGAGAGAGUGAGAAAGAGAAAGAGAGGUUGUAGAGAUAGAUAGUGGGACAGAGAGAGAGCGAGUGUGACUGUGACAGUGGAUUUGCCGGUACCUCAAACAUACAGGAAACUCUUCGCGCCCUCAGCAUCCUCUCCUCCUCGCCCCUGGACCAGCGCAAGACAAAUACUCAGCAGAUUUCUCCGUGACAUCGGGCUUUCGUCCACACAUAUCCAUAGAUAAACAAAGCCCAGAAAACCAUCAUGUUUUACUUUCACUGUCCCCCUCAGCUGGAUGGAGAAUGCUGUCGGACUAAUACGCUGAACACCAACGGGUUUGCCAACCAUGCGUCAGCAGGUGAUUUUGAUGACGGCUUUCUGCGGAGAAAACAACGUAGAAAUAGAACAACAUUUACUCUACAACAGUUGGAAGCUUUGGAGGCUGUUUUCGCGCAGACUCACUACCCGGAUGUGUUCACGCGCGAGGAACUGGCCAUGAAGAUCAACCUGACAGAGGCGCGUGUCCAGGUGUGGUUCCAGAAUCGCAGGGCCAAGUGGAGAAAGACAGAGAGAGGGAGUACAGACCUUGACGGAGGGAAGGAGCCGAUGAACGAGGGAGGCACUCCUCCGUCCAGGAGUCUGAACUCCCAGUCUCCUGUGGACCAGAGCAGGAAACAGAAGGAACCUUUGGAGAUGCAGCAGAGUAUAAACCGAGCGGUGGGUCCUGGUGGUCCGUUCUUCCCCUCCUGUCUACCAGGAACCCUCCUGAACUCAGCCACCUAUGCCCAGGCUCUGUCACACGUUGCCACAAUGAAGGGAGGUGGUCUGUGCUCAUGCUGUGUUCCUGACCCCAUGGGCCUGUCCUUCUUGCCCCCCUACGGUUGUCAGGGCAACCGUACGGCCAGUGUGGCAGCCCUGCGGAUGAAGGCCCGGGAGCACUCUGAGGCCGUGCUACAGUCAGCCAACCUGCUGGGGGCCGGCCAUGGGACUGGAGUAGGAGGCCUGUCGGGGCUUGGAGUGUCUGGGGUUGGGGCUGGGUUGACGAGGCCCGGGAUGGGCCCUGCCCUGGGAGUAGUAUCUGGAUCAGUGUUGGGCGUCUCUGGAGCCGUGGGGAGAGGCUCCAGAGAUGAGGCUUCCAGCCCAGGCUCCAAGACCCCGACUCAGGGUACCGGGUCUGACAAACACCCCCUCUGCCCCAAGGAACCACUGGAGAAAAAGUGAGUGUCUAUGUUGCUGCCCAGAGGAGACAGACGUACAGACAGUGUGGAUGUACAGACAGACGGAAGGACUAGGACUUAAACUCCUGUGGUGUGACUGUGCCUAUUGUUACAACCACCCUCCCUCUACCUACUCCUCCUAAAGCACAACUAUGGACCUUGUCCUAUUACUACUGGAGCAGGGAGAGGAGUGGUUACCCAGAUAUCAUACUCUAUGGAUUCAACUAUCAAGAUAUUGUAUGAGUGUGAUUUAUUUAUUGUGGGUUAAUAUUGCUGAAUAUCGUGGGGCCGUUGCGGUCCCCUUAUAAGCACACGUACUGUACGUAGCUCUUGGCGCUGUGUCAUUUCUCAUGGACUCUACAUGGACUCUGAAUAAACUGUGUGUGUGUGUGUGAUGGAGACUGCCACCCUGGCUAAUAAUGUGAAUCUGAGGCAUUUCCCCUUCUCUCUCAUCUUGGCUACACACUCUCCCUUGUGUAUUAGGGUACAGAAAGUCACCAGACAAUGUGACAUGUUAUGUUCCUCUUCUUUUUAACACAUGUAAAACACGAGGUGAAAUAUUGACAAUUCUAUAGUCAUGGUCAUCAAUGUUCAGGAUUUUAAGCCAGCGACCAGAGAGAACGCUAACUACUGAUUUAUUGAUCGGUCUCGUUUAACUGACAGUGGCAGUGCACAUAAAUCAACGUGUUUGCUUUUACAUUGAUGUUAAAGUGUCACAGUUGAAGCUAAUGUUGCUCUGUGGUCCCUUGGCUAUGCUAACAGGGUAGGCUAACAGAUAUGAUGACACAACAGUGGUGUUGAUAUCAGGGCUGUUGCUAAUAGCAGUCUGUUAGCACGUCUGUGGCGUAACUAGCGUUAGCCGACCCUGGAUCACUUUGGUCCUGUUGUGACAUGUUCUCUAAAACAAUUAAAGAUGUAGUCUCUCCUGUUGCCUACUGCCACGGACAUCUGCUCCUAUCCAUUAUUCAUCCGUUUCCCUUAAAGCUGGAGAAACUAGAGGAGAGCAAUCAUUGUUCUUAUUAUUUAUUUACUUUUAGGAAUGCCACUCAUGGCCUCCUCUGUCUCUAUCUCUUGCCUUCUCUCUCUCUCUCUCUC